AUGUUUAAAAUAAAUAUUUGGUUAUUUUUGUUUUCGAUUAUAUUUUGUUCAAAAUUAAAUGCUCAAGAAGAAUGGCGAAAUCAAUGGCAACCUAAUAAAGUAACUUUAAAUGAACAAAGGAAGCAUAUUGAUGUUGAUACAAGGUGGUUAGACAGAGAAUAUAAAGAAAAGACUGGUCAAACUGUUCAAAAGGUGGGCUUAGAUGCUAGUAAUAAAGAAAAAGCCAUAGUAGAUUUAAUUACUGAACAAAAACAACUAAGUGCUUCAGCACAUGGAAAUGUAGCUAUAGCAGAAUCGAGUGUUCCUGGACAGAGAGCACAAGUCCAGAAAUUUGGAGAUAAAGGAGGGCUUGCACAAGUUGAAGGACACAGGCAAAAUAAAUUUAAAACAAUUAAUUCUAUAUUAAAAAUGUGGAGGGGGGGAAGGAAAAGGGGUUUAGGAAGGCCAACUUAUUGUCAGAUAUUAAGCAGAGGGAAUUCCAUCUACGGAGAAGGCAAACAUGCAUUAUUAAAAGCUGAUGGUCAAUACGAGUUGGAUACUUUAUCUAAAGGAGGAAAAGAUGAUAAAGAUGGGGAAAAAGAAUUUCAAGCACGUAAUGAUCGCUUCGAUUUUCGAUUAACGCCGGCUGAACAAAAUGAGAAGCAAGGGCAUGGAUUGCUUUCUUUUGGGGAUAAUGUAAGUGGGCGAAGAAUUUGA
This is a messenger RNA of Meloidogyne enterolobii, 696 nucleotides long. The record is from the annotation of a GenBank genome assembly. NCBI's taxonomy places the organism in Eukaryota, Metazoa, Nematoda, Chromadorea, Rhabditida, Meloidogynidae.